AUGUUGCUCGUAUACGUUUCUCAACAAGGUACAAUUUGCUAUGGACUCUUUAUUUUUAUCAUCGGUGUAGUGGGUAAUGCAAUAAAUAUUUUUAUUUUUGGAAGUGUUCACAAGUAUCGUACAACAGUAUCUACAUUCUAUUAUCUUAUUGGUUCAAUUGUGAACUUUAUUUUAAUGUUUACUAAUGUAGGUAUGCGCAUUGUAUAUGAUGGAUUUGUUUUUGAACCAGGUAGUAAUUCAAAUGCCGUGUGUAAAAUCAGACGAUUCUGCAAUAUUACAUUCGGUAUGAUGUCGCUAUGUUUCUCAUGUUUGGCUACAAUCGAUCAAUAUUUUGCUACAUCACCAAAUGUUCGUGUACGUAAUUGUAGUAAUAUUAAAUGGGCCCAUCGUAUUACAGUUAUUGUUAUUAUCAUUUGUUGUUUACAUGGUAUUCCUUACCUUAUCUUUGCUAAUCUUUCACCAGUCACCGGUGUUUGUCGAUAUAUAGAUGCUAUCUUCGAAGUUUACGUACCACUAUUCAUUGUGAUUGUGCUCGUAAUUAUAGUUGGCAUUGUGAUGAUCAGUUUUGGAUGUUUAGCAUUUCGAAAUAUUGAACAAACAACUAUAUUGGCUGAUCAAGGAGCUCAAAAACAACUAACAAGAAUGAUCUGCAUGCAAGUGAUAUUAGUUGUCUUUUGUCUUGCUCCCUAUGGUAUUUUCAAUAUCUAUAUGUGGUGCACAUCUGGAAUAAGCGUCACAGCAAAUCCUAAUUCUAUACAAGCUGUUGUCUCACAACUGUCUGGUCUCUUUAUGUGGACUAAUUAUGCGGGUAGUUUCUAUGUUUUUCUCAUCGCUUCUAGUAGUUUUCGUCGAAGAGUAAAAUGUCGAUUCCUUUGUUGGCGAAAUAAAAGUAGAAUCAAGCCAACUGAUCAAAUGUGA
Molecule: messenger RNA, 918 nt
Organism: Adineta ricciae
Lineage: Eukaryota; Metazoa; Rotifera; Eurotatoria; Adinetida; Adinetidae
Source: the annotation of a GenBank genome assembly